CUAGAGAAUUUAAGUGGGGGAACGUCUAUGUAAAUUCAACCAAAGUUUUCAGAUAUAAUAUUGUAUGUAAUCUUUGGUUAUUGCAAUGACCAGAUUCGCACGAGCGAAAGGCUCAAAAGCUUCUAAUGAGAAAGCGCCGGAAGAUGGUACACCAUGGGAAGUAAUGAAAGAACAACUUGUUCAAUCUCAGAAAGAAAAGAAGGAAUUGGAAAGGAUCCGACUGGCAGAGAAACAAAGGUUAGAGAACUAUCAAACUUUUCUUAAUGAUCAAAAAACUCAGAAAAGAAAAGCUACUUGGUGUGAGUUUCCAGAAACCGGAAAUAAACAAUUGAUUGAUCAACCACCAAAGAAAAAAUCAAAAGUAAAAAGCCUGCCUGUAGAAGAUGAAGAUGUUGGUUUAAACGAUACUAAAAAGAAUAUGGACAAAAAUAAAAAGAAACUCAAAAAGCUCAAAAAUUGUGAAGCUGUACAAAGUAUACACCAGACUUGUGUGAGUACUGAGACCAAAAGAGAAAAAAAAUACAAAUCAAAAGCAGGAGAAAUUCAAAAUGUAGCAGAAAAUAGAGAGAAUGAUACUAAUACCACUGAACAAAUACAAAGCAUUAGCGUCAAAAGUAAGAAAAAUAAAAAGAAAAUGAGAAAUGGUAAAUUAUUUCAACAAACUGGUGAUCGAAGUUUUCAACUUAUUAUUAAUGGAAAAGAAGUGGAUUUGAUUAAAUUUGACGGUUUCCCAAUCAUGAAAAAAGACGCAGAACGUUUAAAAGAAUUAAAGAAUAGUAUGGUUAAAAAGGGUAUUCCUAAAAGUGAAGUCCUCAGAACAAUCAAAUUAGAAAGACGUCGAGCUGAAAAAGCAUUAUCUAGACUUAAAAGAGAUGUUUGCUAUAAUUGUAGAAAAGGAGGUCAUAAUCUUUCAGAUUGUCCAGAUUUGAAAUCUAAAAUACCAGGAGCUGAUGCGGCAGAAGGUAUUUGUUUUAAAUGUGGUUCAACAGAACACAAACAGUUUGAAUGUAAAGUACAAAAAAAUAUGGAAUUUAAAUUUGCUACUUGUUUCAUAUGCAAACAACUGGGUCACAUCGCUAGACAAUGCCCCGAUAACCCCAAAGGCUUGUAUCCUGAUGGAGGAUGUUGCAAGCUAUGUGGAGAUGUAACACAUCUUAGGAGAGAUUGUCCUACGACCAAUUCCACAAAAGAAGAAACAUCUAUUAAAUUACAAACUCUAGACAGUAAUAAUUUAGAAGAUAUUGCUCAACCCGCAACUGUUAAUGAGUCUGCAAAGGGGAGUACAAAAAAACCCAAGAAAAUAAAAUUUUAAGAAUGUUUAUUGAUCAUUAUUGUUUAACUAAAAUACCUACAUUAUAAUG
Molecule: messenger RNA, 1361 nt
Organism: Diatraea saccharalis (sugarcane borer)
Lineage: Eukaryota; Metazoa; Arthropoda; Insecta; Lepidoptera; Crambidae
Source: the annotation of a GenBank genome assembly